UCUUCUUUCACUCUCUCGAACAUUAUAUAUAUAUAUAUUUUUUUUUUUUUUCCUUGGGGAUAGAGAGGCACACAAGGAGAAAAAAAAAAGUAAAGGAAUAUGAUUGCUUCGUGGUUGACUUUCGCCUUUCUUUGUGGAACUUUCUGUGCAGGACCAGGACAUGGGGAAGCGGAGACAAGGGAAUGCAUUUACUACAAUGCCAACUGGGAGCUGGAAAAAACGAACCAGAGCGGCGUGGAGCGCUGCGAAGGGGAGAAGGACAAGCGGCUUCACUGCUAUGCCUCUUGGAGGAACAAUUCGGGCUCCAUUGAGCUGGUGAAGAAAGGCUGCUGGUUAGACGACUUCAACUGUUAUGACAGGCAGGAAUGUGUAGCCACGGAAGAAAACCCGCAAGUGUUUUUCUGCUGCUGUGAGGGCAACUAUUGCAAUGAGAAAUUCACCCAUUUACCUGAAGUCACUGGUCCAGAAGUCAUAUAUGAGCCUCCACCACCAACACCCUCCCUGCUCAACAUCCUGGUUUACUCUCUGCUUCCCAUCGCUGUCCUCUCAAUGGCCAUUCUCUUGGCCUUCUGGAUGUAUCGUCACCGCAAGCCUCCUUACGGGCACGUGGACAUCAAUGAGGAUCCUGGGCCACCACCCCCUUCACCACUGGUUGGCCUUAAGCCUUUGCAGCUCUUGGAGAUCAAAGCGAGGGGACGUUUUGGCUGCGUCUGGAAAGCUCAGCUGAUGAAUGAUUACGUAGCAGUGAAAAUCUUUCCAAUUCAGGAUAAACAAUCUUGGCAGAGCGAGAGAGAGAUUUUCAAUACCCCUGGCAUGAAGCAUGAAAACCUUUUGCAGUUUAUUGCAGCAGAGAAAAGAGGAACGAACCUAGAGACAGAACUGUGGCUGAUCACAGCUUUCCAUGACAAGGGCUCUCUAACGGAUUACCUGAAGGGGAAUAUUAUCAGCUGGAAUGAGCUCUGCCAUGUUGCAGAAACGAUGGCCCGUGGAUUGUCCUACCUACACGAAGAUGUCCCUUGGUGCAAGGGUGAAGGACACAAACCUGCUAUUGCACACAGGGACUUCAAGAGUAAAAAUGUCUUGCUGAAGAAUGAUUUGACGGCAGUUCUAGCUGAUUUUGGCCUUGCUGUACGGUUCGAACCUGGAAAACCUCCAGGGGACACUCACGGACAGGUGGGAACAAGGAGGUAUAUGGCUCCAGAAGUGUUAGAGGGAGCAAUCAACUUCCAACGAGACGCCUUCCUAAGAAUAGACAUGUAUGCAAUGGGACUGGUGUUGUGGGAAUUAGUCUCCAGAUGUAGAGCAGUUGACGGUCCAGUGGAUGAAUAUAUGCUGCCUUUUGAAGAAGAAAUAGGUCAGCACCCAUCCCUGGAGGACCUGCAGGAAGUGGUGGUUCACAAGAAGAUGCGCCCCGUGUUCAAGGAUCAUUGGCUGAAACACCCUGGCUUGGCACAGCUCUGCAUUACCAUCGAAGAGUGCUGGGACCACGACGCGGAGGCUCGGCUCUCGGCGGGCUGCGUCGAGGAGCGCAUUUCGCAAAUCCGCAAAUCCGUAAACGGCACUACCUCGGACUGCCUCGUUUCCAUCGUGACGUCCGUCACCAACGUGGACUUGCCGCCCAAAGAGUCUAGUAUCUAAGUCCUGGUUCGCUUUUGUCUUUCCAGACUCAGUGGAUUAAAAAAAAAAAAAGAAAAGAAAAAAAGAAAAAGGUUAAACAGAAAAAACACAAAAAACAAAAAUCCAACAAACACAUGAAUGCAGCUGCUAUUUUAU
Molecule: messenger RNA, 1773 nt
Organism: Rhea pennata
Lineage: Eukaryota; Metazoa; Chordata; Aves; Rheiformes; Rheidae
Gene: ACVR2B
Product: activin A receptor type 2B
Exons: 11
Coding region: 100-1638 (512 amino acids)
Biological process (GO): activin receptor signaling pathway; protein phosphorylation; cellular response to growth factor stimulus
Cellular component (GO): plasma membrane; activin receptor complex
Molecular function (GO): activin receptor activity; activin binding; ATP binding
Source: RefSeq, a predicted model, not a curated record